GCCGCUUUAAGAGCGCGGCUUGCGAUUGACAAGCAAUAACCGCGGAGCGCCGGGUUGCGCGGAAUCGCCCCAAGCUAGGGGCUCCCCAAAACGCAGGAGACUGACUUCAGAACCCUCGCUGGCUCCAUUCACCAUGCCGGUUGCUGCCACGAACUCCGAGUCUGCUAUGCAGCAAGUCUUGGACAACCUGGGAUCCCUGCCCAAUGCCACUGGGGCUGCAGAACUGGACCUGAUCUUCCUUCGAGGCAUAAUGGAAAGUCCGAUAGUCAGAUCCCUGGCCAAGGCCCACGAGCGGCUGGAGGAGACAAAGUUGGAGGCAGUUCGGGAUAACAACCUGGAGCUGGUGCAGGAAAUCCUUCGGGACCUGGCAGAGCUGGCAGAACAGAGCAGCACUGCUGCAGAGCUGGCACGCAUCCUCCAGGAGCCCCACUUCCAGUCCCUCCUGGAGACACAUGACUCAGUGGCCUCAAAGACCUAUGAGACACCACCCCCCAGCCCAGGUCUGGAUCCCACAUUCAGCAACCAGCCAGUACCUCCUGAUGCAGUGCGCAUGGUGGGCAUCCGAAAGACUGCAGGAGAACAUCUGGGUGUGACGUUCCGAGUGGAGGGUGGCGAGCUGGUGAUUGCCCGCAUUCUGCACGGGGGCAUGGUAGCUCAGCAAGGCCUGCUGCACGUUGGUGACAUCAUCAAGGAAGUGAACGGGCAGCCAGUGGGCAGCGAUCCCCGGGCACUGCAGGAGCUCCUGCGCAGCGCCAGUGGCAGUGUCAUCCUCAAGAUCUUGCCCAGCUACCAGGAACCCCACCUGCCCCGACAGGUAUUUGUUAAAUGCCACUUCGAUUAUGACCCUGCCCGGGACAGUCUCAUUCCCUGCAAGGAGGCAGGCCUGCGCUUCCAUGCCGGGGACUUGCUCCAGAUUGUAAACCAAGAUGAUGCCAAUUGGUGGCAGGCAUGCCAUGUAGAAGGGGGCAGUGCCGGGCUCAUUCCCAGCCAGCUGUUGGAGGAGAAGCGGAAAGCAUUUGUCAAGCGGGACCUGGAACUGACCCCGACCUCAGGGACCCUAUGUGGCAGCCUUUCAGGAAAGAAAAAGAAGCGAAUGAUGUAUUUGACUACCAAGAAUGCAGAAUUUGACCGCCAUGAGCUGCUCAUUUACGAGGAGGUGGCCCGCAUGCCCCCAUUCCGCAGGAAAACCCUGGUGCUGAUUGGCGCACAGGGUGUGGGCCGGCGCAGCCUGAAAAAUAAGCUCAUUCUGUGGGAUCCGGAUCGCUACGGCACCACAGUGCCCUACACAUCCCGGAGGCCCAAGGACUCAGAACGGGAGGGGCAGGGCUAUAGCUUUGUGUCUCGUGGGGAGAUGGAGGCUGACAUCCGUGCCGGGCGCUACCUGGAGCAUGGCGAGUAUGAGGGCAAUCUGUAUGGCACACGGAUCGACUCCAUCCGGGGCGUUGUUGCCUCUGGCAAGGUGUGCGUGCUGGAUGUCAACCCGCAGGCGGUGAAGGUCUUGAGGACAGCUGAGUUUGUCCCUUACGUGGUGUUCAUUGAGGCUCCUGACUAUGAGACCCUGCGGGCCAUGAACCGGGCUGCGCUGGAGAGCGGCGUGUCCACUAAGCAGCUGACGGAGGCAGAUCUGAGGCGGACAGUGGAGGAGAGUAGCCGCAUCCAGAGGGGCUAUGGGCAUUACUUCGACCUCAGCCUGGUCAACAGCAACCUGGAAAGGACCUUCCGUGAGCUUCAGACUGCCAUGGAGAAGCUUCGCACGGAGCCGCAGUGGGUGCCUGUGAGCUGGGUGUACUGAGUCUUGCUCUGGACCUUGUUACUGCCUGGUCGGGAAUCCAACUUCCUCUCCACCUGUGAUCCUCCCCCAUCCUGCUAAUGGUCUUCAUCCCCCAUCUCUGGUUUUCCCUGGACCACAGUUCCCAGCAGGGGCUGGCUUCGGUAUAGAGGUGUGCACUGCCAGGGAGGUAGGUGUUCAUGGGGUACCUCUGUACCCAGGUGCUGCCCACUCCCCAUGUCUACUGGCCACCAGACAUCCCUUUCUAAGGACCAUGCUGUGUCCAGGAAUGUCUCAGAUCACUUCUGUAAUUCUUAGUCCAGGGACGAGCAGAGCUGCUUGGGGCCUUGUGGUCAGUAGGUCUGUGACCCUGCCAGCCUUUACUUCUCUGGACUGGCUACAACCAUCUUGUUUCCUGGCCCCUCCUACCCCUUACUCUAGUCCUAGAAACAGUUUUGGGCUGUUCCUAUAUGGCCAGGUACUUAGACCACUGGUAGCUAGGCAGAGGCAGACCCAGGUAAUGGUGCCAGUCUGGGCCAUUGUAGAGGCUGGGAGCACCCUGUCAUGAGCCAGUUGCUGUAGCUGGUGAUGCAGGCCUCAGCUCCCCAAGGAGCAAACAUAGUCUGGUCCCUUUCUUAUUCCAAGCUUCUCACUGCCAAAGUCUCUCCACAGACUUUCUCAAUGUGUCCCUCUUUUGUAAGCCCUGCCCCUCAAACUUACAGCUGGCUGGUGGCAGUAGGCUUAGCCCAGGUUGGAAACAGGGGCUAGAAAGCUAAACCCCCUAUUGUUGGGACCAAAAAGUACCCCAGGCUCACAGCCCAGGACAGGUCCCAUUCACUUCAGGUUUCUCUCUGGGUGGAACUAGGUGACCCAUUGGCAUCAGGGCUGAGGAGGGGUGGGAAGACUGUGAGAGGGGCUUGGAAACAGAUUAGCUUUAGUGGCACUUGCCACACAACCCUGGGGGUGCCAUUGGCACUGCAGGUGGGCAGCCUGUGGCUCCACUGCUAUGGUGCUGGUCUGUGUUUCUGGCCUUGGUGUGUGUGUGUGUGUUGCACAUGCAUAUGCACACAUUUGGUUUAGUUUGAGGGGAGGCAGAGGAUUGCCUUCUCUUGGAGGUGGCUCUUUGAGGUCCCCUUUGGGUUUCCCUCAAUUCCACCAUUUCUUACAAACCCCCAUUCCAGACUCCAGAGCCCAGAUCUUCCUCCACUCUCCCAUCUUCCCUUAUCCGAAGUACCAGCCUUUAGCCCUUGGGGAGGGUGAUUUUGUAAAAUAGGAUAAUCCUUCUAAGAACCACAUCCUUGACAUCUGGAGACAUUUCAUUCCUCAUUCUCGAGGGGCUCCAUGUCCUCACAGGAGACCCCCUGGCACCUCCACCCUGUGCCUCCCAGUUCUCCUGAGCAUCAGUCUUUGCUGCACUGUCAGCCCAAGCUCGUCCCUGAACCACUGUGUGCCCAUUUCCUAGGGAAGGGGAGGGAGGGAGAAUAGACAGAAUAUUUAUUACAAAUGCUAGAAAUAUAUUUAUUAUAUUAGGAAUCUCAUUUGCAUUGGCAUCAGAUGUGCAGAGGAGACUAGAGGUGGGCCCGCCCACUGCUCAUUUGCAUAGCUCUAUCACCUACGUGGUUUUCCUUUAGUCAAUCAAUGUCCUUUCCUUUAGUUCAAUAUCUUGCUGUGACCCUGACCCUUACUUAGCCGAAGGGGACUGUCCUGCUUCUUUCUUCCCCUGGAGGAUGAGUGCAGGGUUAGAGAAGCAUUUAUGACAGCCCCUGACCCCCCUUGAUUAACCCACAAAGCCCCCCAACCAAAAGACCAUGGCCUCUGAUAGAGAUCUGCCGGGCAACAUGCUGGAGAGUUGGUACUAGUUCUUCCCUGGAUAUCCAGCGUGGUAUCAAUCCCAACAUCCUCCUCUCUAGUAAUGUACAAGGGCCCCUCCUCUCUGAACAGCCUCCUACCUCUCUCUUUCCCCGAGCCUGGCUCUACAACCUGUCCAAGCACUGGCCAGGAGGGAACAGAGGCUGUGAGCCUCCUCAGCUCGCCUGGCACAGGGCUGGGUUAGAGAUAUGUUUGUGCCCACCAAGCUAGCUCUGUGACUCUGUUCUCCUUCCCUCCCACCAUGGCCUCUUGUAUUUGGGGACCUCAGGAGAAGGAGGACCCCGCCGCCCCCGCCAUGGUCCACACUCAGUCCCAGCUCGUUGCUGUCCCUCUGUUUCCCCCCACCCCCAGCCAUCUAAUUUUCGUGUUUUCUUUCUUUUCCUUUGAUUAAACGUGACAGCAAGUGUU
Grammomys surdaster is the source of this 4045-nucleotide messenger RNA. It is a transcript of the gene Mpp2, whose product is annotated as membrane palmitoylated protein 2. The record is from RefSeq and is a predicted model, not a curated record. Gene Ontology annotation, molecular function: protein binding. The transcript is spliced from 13 exons. Bases 134 to 1792 code for a protein of 552 amino acids. NCBI's taxonomy places the organism in Eukaryota, Metazoa, Chordata, Mammalia, Rodentia, Muridae. Gene Ontology annotation, cellular component: cell-cell junction; plasma membrane.